Quercus robur (English oak) is the source of this 816-nucleotide messenger RNA. RefSeq lists its product as uncharacterized. The coding region runs from base 1 to 816 and encodes 271 amino acids. Gene Ontology annotation, molecular function: RNA-DNA hybrid ribonuclease activity; nucleic acid binding. The transcript has a single exon. NCBI's taxonomy places the organism in Eukaryota, Viridiplantae, Streptophyta, Magnoliopsida, Fagales, Fagaceae. The record is from RefSeq and is a predicted model, not a curated record.
AUGCACCAAGAAGAUGCUAUGCAUGCGUUGCUGCACUGUCUAGACCUAAAGCCUCUGUGGUGCACACAGCCAGAGUGGAACCAUGGCAUGCUCCAUGCGUGCACCUCCUUUAUUGACGUGUUUGAUUUCAUUUUUACAGGAAACAAAGAACCGGAGCUGUCUGCAGCAGUAAUUUGGACACUCUGGAAUAGGCGCAACAACCUACGCCUCGGCAAACCGGCCUUAACACUUGACAAAGUGAUGGAGUUUGCCCAGGAACGACUGACGAGGUCUGAAACAACCAACGAGCGAUCUUCACACCCUCAUGGACGCGCAACAAUGCAUUGGACAACACCUGAUGCUAACGGGCUCAAGAUAAACUUUGACGGCGCGAUAUUUGCAAACAGAGAUUGUGCUAGAAUCGGCACAGUAAUCCGAAAUGAUGCUAGGCUGAUCAUGGCGUCUUUGACUCAACAAAUACCUCUACCAACAUCUGUCAUUGAGGUGGAAGUGUUGGCGGCUAGAAGAGCUUUAGAAUUUGCGUUGGAACUGGGCUUUGACGAUAUAACUCUUGAAGGUGACUCUGAGCUCCUUAUAAGGAACCUGAAGAAUGGAGGUAGCAAGCUGACCCACUACAAAAACAUUGUAGCUGAUAUUUUCUUCCUAUUGUCUCAUUUCCCUAAAGCAAAUAUAUCUUUUGUCCGGAGACAGUGUAAUCAGUUAGCACAUUCAUUAGCAAGGAGAGCAAUUAUACCUCCUAGUAUGUUCGUCUGGAUGGAAGAAGUACCACUAGACCUUGAAUCUGUAUUUUUGGCUGAUCUUGAGAGCCUACCUUAA